This is a messenger RNA of Arabidopsis arenosa, 765 nucleotides long. The record is from the annotation of a GenBank genome assembly. NCBI's taxonomy places the organism in Eukaryota, Viridiplantae, Streptophyta, Magnoliopsida, Brassicales, Brassicaceae.
ACCACAACCACAAUUUUCCUCAUUGUUCUUACGGUACGUGAUGAUGGGCGGUGGAAUCUAUCCAGGUACGGAAGGUAAGCUACGAUUAGGGAGUUUUACGGUGUUAUAUUAUUGUCACUUGAGUGACGAAGAAACCAUUCACUAUGUCAGUAACAUGUCAGAGAUCAUUAGCCAAGUUUGGUGAAAAUGUAUCUCCGAUCUUAGUCUCUAAAUUACAAAACCAAGACACCAAAAGGCAAAAACAGGAAGCUAAGGUGGCUCCUAUUACCAGAAGAACCAAACUAACUGUUCCAAAGGAACCAAAUCUUAGAAUUUCAGAAAGACCUGAAAGACAAAGGUCCAAGGUUAGCUCAGAGACCGAGGAGAUUGUGGCAUCAAGUUCUAAAAGACACAUUAGGAACAAAAAUAUUAAAAUGGAACCUCCUGUUUCAACAUCUUUGCCUAAAACUAAUAGGCCACGGUCCCAAGAUUUUCAGGCAUUUCGAUUCAGAAUAUCACUGAGAGCAAAGGAACGCUCUUCAAAUGCUAAAACCGAUGCCAUACAAGAGAAUGAUGCUACUAAGUCCAGAACGAGUCUGGAUUUCUGCGGGAUGUUCGAUUCUCAGGAAGUUGCAAGGAACCUAAUCACUGCUUAAUCUUCACCUUGAAGAUGUUCUUUCAUGUUUAUACAUGUAACACACGCAUUCCUAUGUCUAUAUAUAAGUAAACGUGUAUACUCUAUUCUCACUGUUAGGUUCUGUGAUUCAACAAACUUUUUAACAUAAU